AUAUUUACCUUUGUAGUUAGGUGGAUCACCAUUGACCAUUUAAUGAUAAAGAAUUAUAUAAGUGGUCAUUUAUUCAAUUUUUAUAAGAAAUCUACUGAUUCUUUUUUUUUUUUUUGGGAAUUUCAAAAUGGCGGAUGAUCUGUAACUUCCGUUUCCGAGGAUGCUGGAAAAUUUCUAAAAUUUAUUUUAUUAUUCUCAAUUUGUAAAUUUAAACUGUGGGAUGACUCUUUAUUUUUACAAAAUGUUGUGGUAAUACUUACGAUUUGAUAUAUUGACAAUAUUUAAAUUAUGACAAGAAGAGGAAACUAGUUCUUCCAAUCACAGCAGCCGAGUGACGUAAUAUUUCCAGACAGUACCGGAUUUCCGCGCAUUUUCAAAAUUCCGCUAAGAUUCAGCCGACUGCAACGACUACACAUUUUGUAAAAUUAAAUCUUCACUACUGACGAAAUAAAAAUGAAACUUUUUGGUUUAUUUGUAUGGAUAAACGACACUCCAAUCACAGGAACAGUAUUGUCUUUGAGUAAUAUUGUGGAGCCGAGAAAGGAGCUGACUGACUACAAAGUUGGCGAUUUGGUUUCUGUGCGGUUUUCGAAAUUUGGAAUUCCGAAAGGAAUUAUUGGGACGAUUGGCGAUGAAAGCAUGAAGAAAGGGAUGCAAGCAAUAAUUGAUGAUCAUACAUCAUUUAUGAAGAUAAUAGAGGAAACUUGUCCAGAGAUAAAUGGCCAGGAAAGAGAACUUAGUACCAACAUCCAGGAGUUGGAAAGUCCUGAAUUGCACAAGGAAAGUGGCAAAAGGAAAGAAAUACCAGUUUCAAAAGGAAAGGAGCCCAAAAAGAAGCCGGUAACAGAAAAGCAGGCAAAAAUCAAUUUGGAGAAGGCUGCAGAGGCCCAGCGUAUGUUUGAGGUGGAGGUGGAGACGGAGAAAAAUCGAGAAACAUAUAAUAAAGAUUCUGAUGAUACAAGCUCGGUUUUCACAUCUGCAUUUAAUGUAUUAAAUGCAGAUAAUGCAAUAAUUGAAGAUAAUUCCCCACAACCAGUACAUCAUACCAGUCCGUCAAUUGAUCAAACCAGAGUCCAACAUCUGGAAGGGAAAGUGAACUGGCUGGAGAUGCAGCUUAACCAGGCUUGGGGCUGCAUAUAUGAAUUGCAAAGAAAUGUGCAAUGGUUAAGUCAAUCUUGCAAUCAGAACCAAGCAGUUGCCAGUACCCAUGCAGUUGCCAGUCAAUCAACUCCGGGAAAUGAAGAUGUGGAUGUUGUAAAGGUUAAUCCAGAGAGCACAGAUGCCAGCAGUCAGGAAGAAAGCUCUACAGUUGAUCUUCCUUCAGACACCUUGUACAACAAUUACACAAAGGUACUUAUGAUUAUUGAAGCACUAAUAUCCAUAUAGAACUUGAUUAAAUUUAAAUUGACUGUGAAUUCAAUAUUAAUUGACAGUGAAUUCUAUAUCAAGUCAGUUAUUUGUUUAAUUUACUUACUGAACUUCUCAGU
Ruditapes philippinarum (Manila clam) is the source of this 1487-nucleotide messenger RNA. RefSeq lists its product as uncharacterized. The record is from RefSeq and is a predicted model, not a curated record. NCBI's taxonomy places the organism in Eukaryota, Metazoa, Mollusca, Bivalvia, Venerida, Veneridae. Bases 454 to 1386 code for a protein of 310 amino acids. The transcript is spliced from 8 exons.